Beta vulgaris subsp. vulgaris (sugar beet) is the source of this 5400-nucleotide messenger RNA. RefSeq lists its product as hypothetical. Bases 501 to 5036 code for a protein of 1511 amino acids. The transcript has 8 exons. NCBI's taxonomy places the organism in Eukaryota, Viridiplantae, Streptophyta, Magnoliopsida, Caryophyllales, Amaranthaceae. Gene Ontology annotation, molecular function: metal ion binding; phosphoprotein phosphatase activity. The record is from RefSeq and is a predicted model, not a curated record.
UUUGGUGCAACCCGUUUUACCAUAAACGGUUAAGGGUUUGUAAGUUGUGACCGCUUCAACUUAUUCUACCCUUUAUCUUCCCACAUCCCCUUUAAUGGCAGAUUAACAUCUCCAAAAACCCCAGCCUCCAUUUUUCUUCACUACCUUCUUCAACCUCUUCUGCAUCUCUCUCUUUUUUCGCUAUCAAUCUCGUUAACUCUCGGUUCAAUUCUCUGUAAAUUGAUGCAAUUUUGGUCACUAACAGGUAAUGACCCACUUUGAGCAAGGUUGGGAUUAUUGUGGGAAUUUCAAAAUGACGGAUUAUUUGGAGCAAACUGGCCAGAGAUACUGAAUUCUGGUAACGUCAACAUCCUCGAAGGCUCAAAGCUCACAGCAUGCUAGCCAGGAGGUAGAAGAAGUCAUGAAUUGGAACGUACUGAAUUGGUUAGAUAGAAUGCUAGGUAACUGCACUCUUCUUGAAAUAGGAGCAUGAGACCUUUAUCCAUCAAGUGAGACCUAGAAUGGAGCAAGCUGUUGCUGAAAGACCUAUAUCUCAGGAACGACAUAUCGGUCAACUUCAUAUGCAGCAUGAAGGUACAGUGAAUAGCAGUGGUGGUCAGUCAGAAAAAGAUCCAUUAGGACGAUGGUGUGUCAGGAGAUCAACAGGCUGGAGAGGAUCUAUUCCCAGUGAUAGUUUUCGUGGAGAUCAUUUAGGACGAGAUAAUUUUCAAAGACCUGUAUGUCGUGACAACUUGCGAGGCAGUUGUGUCCGUGGAGCAUUUUGUAAGUACCAGCACUCUGAUUCUGAUGGACAUGAUAGAUCCAGGUUCUAUCACGACGGGCGAGAAAAUUUGGGUGCUGUUGCAAAUUUUGGUAACUCCCAAAUAUGUAGAGAAAAUCAAGAUCGUGAUUCAACAAAUAGGUAUUCCUCCGGAGGCUACAGGAGCAGAUCUCCUUGCCGUAGAUUUCAGAGUGGGAGGUGCUACCAUGGAGCAUCUUGCCGAUAUCUGCAUCCUGAAUCGACCAGUUAUGAUAGAUUGACUCAUGGUGUAAUUGUAGAACAACGACAAGAAGAUGAAGCAGUAAGGGAUUCUUGUUUAGUUGGAGAAAAUAAGGACAGCACUUUAAGGAUCUCUCAAGAGCAUGGUGAAGUAGAUAAGGAAAAUAGUUCAAGGCCUAUACCUUUUUCAGGAGAACACAGGAGCAGAUCUCCUUGUCGCAAUUACCUCAGAGGCCAAUGCAAUUUCGGAGCAUUUUGCAAACGUUGGCACCCUGUCACUUUGAGUACAUCUCGAGAGCAUGAUGAAGCAAACAUGCAUAAUCAUUUUAGAGUUGGGGGUUUUUCAAGAGAUCCCAGAAGUAGAUCGCUUUGUCAAAGUUUCCUCAGAGGUAAAUGUUAUCGUGGAACAUCGUGUGUGGAUUUGCACCCUGUCACUGUCCAGGAUAGAACAAGAUAUGAUUCGUGGGGUGUUCAACAACAUCAAGGAGCUCCAGUAAACCCACAUUUGUGUGAUGGCAGUAUAGCUUCCCCUUUAAGGAUCUCUCUCAAUCAUGAGAGAUGCAAGAACCAUGAAAUCCAAUCACAUCGAGACAUGCAUGUUGUUUUUGAGAGAAAUAAAGAAUGGCCGACAAAGGAUGGUAUGCAGUUGGCUGGCAACAGAGAAAACUUCGAUAUAACAUCAAGGAAAUGGUCUUAUCAGAGGCAGAAAGGCAGCUCUGCAAAUGAUUUUGGUGGUGACAAGCGAACACGGGAGGUUUGCCUUCAGUUUACGAAGGGCAGGUGCAAAAGUGGAGAUCUCUGCAGAUACCUUCAUGGCUACCAUGAAUAUGCUACUUCUAACUGGAGUGACAAAUCGUACACUGAAGCUGCUGGUCAUUCUAGGAAUUUUGGUAUUACUAAUCAAAAUGUCAAUACAAUGAUGGCUCAAGAGCAUGCUGAUGCCAAGAACUAUAAGAUGUCGCUUGUUGAAAGCGUACAUACGGAAAGCAGUCAAAUUGGUUGCACCGAUAAGGAAACCCGAGGGAGAUCUGUUGAUGACGCUAUAAAACCAAACAUUCUUGAUCAUAAGGUUCAUGUGCCUACGGUUGGGUAUAAAUGUGAAGUUUCUGGAGAGAAAACCACGAGUUUCUGCAAUUCUUCUGAUAAUCAUGAGGAUAUCAGUUUAUGGAGUCAGCCAUUCAAACGGCGAAGAAGCAUGAGUCAGUCUCCAAUUACCCCCAAUAAUGAUUUUCAUUGCAGGAACUUGAGGGAAUAUGAUUCUCGCGUCGAUUUACGUGGAGGUAGGUGCUCUAAUGUAGGACGAUUCCAGUAUCCAGAUCAUCACUCUUACAGGUAUGAGAAGCCUAUGUAUCAUGCAAACUUCCAACAGCGUACGGAAGGUGAAGCAAUUUUGGGGAACCCUUGCUCUCAGCAAUGUAAUGAUCCAAAGUUGGUGACAUCUCAAAGGCACGAUGAAGUGGUUAGUCAAGAUCGGCAGCUAGAUCAGUGUUUCCGCGGCAGUCUUGGUUCAAAUAUUGCAAUUGUCAGGAAGAAAGCUGAAGCUGAAUUUGCAGGAUGUACCUUGAAGGCUAGUUGCACAGACCCAAAUGAUGGAGAGCUAGCAAUAUGCAGCAAUGCAGUGGAUAAUAUAACGUGCGCAGCUGCUAUUGAUCAGGAAGUCUUGGGAUCAGAUUCUACAAGGUCGUCUGAAGAGCACGAUGUUUCUCCAGCAGCUAUUGAUUCUAGUGUGUUAGAGGAAGGACCUGUUGGAUUGAACAAUAAUAUGGGUCAGGAGACCAAUGAAAGUUCUGCAGAACUGAUGCCAAUGAUAAAAACCUAUUCUAGGAAGAAGCGUAAAAAAAGGGGCUCUAAAUCUGUAUCUUGUGAAGAAAUCUUGAAAGAGGAGGUAAGUGAUGCCUCGGAGCAGGGGACUACGACAACUUUAUGUAACUCUGGCAUUCCAGUUGAAAUGAUGAAGAGUGCUUCAAAAAAUAAUGAUUUGGAGAACAUGGAUAUGCAUGACCAUCCAGUUAAAAAGCAGAAAAGGAAGUGGAAAAGAAAGUUGCUUUGUGUUGCAUCUUGUGAAGAAAUCAUGAAAGAAGUGGUAAUUGAUGCCUCAAAUAAGGGGACCCUGAUUAGCUCUUUGGCAGAAACUCAUUCGACUAACCCAGAUGUUGUGUCAGUAUCUGGCGUUCCAGUUGAUACGAAGAUGAGUGAUCCAGAAAAUGGUAAUUUGGGGAAUGUGCUGGUGCGUGACCAAUCAGUGAAACAGAAGGCUGAAAAGAAGCACAGAAAAAAGCGUACUGGAUCUGGAUUAUGUGAUGAAAAUAAAAAAGAAGAGAUAAGUGAUGCGUCAGAACAGGGUAUGGCAAUCAGUUCUUUGGUGGAGACUUCUUGUAGUAAGUCGAAUCUUGUGUCUGUUACUGAUGCUGCAGUCGAUAUGAAAUUGAGUGCUUCGGAAAAUAAUGAGUCGGUUAAUGUGGUCUUGCCUGACUUCCCAGUUAUAAGGAAUGUUAAGAAGAAGCGUAAGAAUAAGUGUCCUGGAUCUGGGUCAUUUGAAGCAAAUAAAGAGGAAGAGAGAAGUGACGCCUCAAAACAGGGUAUGCCAAUCAGUUCUUUGGUGGAGAUUGUGUCUGUUACUGGUGUUGCAGUCGAUAUGAGAAUGAUUGCUUCUGAAAACAAUGAGUUGGAGAAUGUGCUUUCGCAUGACCUCCCAGUCAUACAGAAGGUUAAGAAGAAGCGUAAAAAAAAGUGUCCUGGUUCUGGAUCAUUUGAAGAAAAUAAAGAAGAGAUAAGUGAUGCCUCAAUACAGGGUAUGCCAAUCAGUUGUUUGGUUGAGACUUCUUGGAGUGAGCCGAACAUUGGGCCUGUUACUGGUGUUCCAGUCGAUACCAAUUUGAGUGCUGCCGAAAAUAAGGAGACAGAGAAUGUUCCCUUGCAUGACCUCCCAGUUAUAUCGAAGGUUAAUAAGAAGCAUAAAAAAAGGUGUCCUGGAUCUGGAUCAUUUGAAGAAAAUAAAAAAGAAGAGAUAAGUGAUUCCUUAAAACAGGGUUCACCUAUUAGUUCUUUAGUGGAGACUUCUUGGAGUAAGCAGAAUAUUGUGCCUGUUACUGGUGUUGCAGUCGAUACCAAUUUGAGUGCUUCUGAAAAUAACGAGUCAGAAAAUGUGCUCUUGCAUGACCUCCCAGUUAAACAGCAGGAAAAUGGUUGCAGGACCAACAAAAUCGAGAAAAAUGUGGAUCCCGCGGUCGAUGGCACUUUGCUUGUUGGUAACACUGAUGAUCACUCAUUGCAAACUUUACAAUAUCCAUCAAGAACAGUUGUUUAUAGUUCUAAAAGAAAGCUUCUUGUGCUUGAUGUGAAUGGGCUACUGGCUGACAUUGUUACGAAGGGAGAGUAUUCACACUAUUAUAAACCAGACAUAAUUGUAUCAGGAAAAGGAGUCUUCAAACGGCCAUUCUGCGAUGAUUUCCUACAGUUCUGCUUUGAAAGAUUCAAUGUGGGCAUUUGGUCAUCAAGACUCAUGAAGAAUCUGACUCAGGUGGUGGACUAUCUCAUGGAGGACACCAAAGAAAAAUUACUAUUCUGUUGGGAUCGUGCCUAUUGUACUCUUACGCAAUACUCAACUCUUGAAAGCAGGAGGAAGCCUCUUGUUUUAAAGGAACUUAGGUAUCUGUGGGGUGGGAAUUGGUGUCAUCUUCCUUAUUAUGAUGAAACAAAUACAGUAUUGCUGGACGAUUCACCAUACAAGGCUUUACGGAAUCCUCCCUACACAGCCAUAUUUCCAGAACCAUACACUUACAGGCAUCGUAGAGAUAGAGCACUAGGACCCUGUGGUGAACUUCGUGUAUAUCUUGAGAGACUGGCAGAAGCUGAUAAUGUCCAGAAAUUCAUUCAGGAAAAUCCAUUUGGUCAAAGGCCCAUCACUGCAGCAAGCCCAUCUUGGCAAUUUUAUGCUAAAAUUGUUGGUUCUCUUGCAAGUCAACAAGGAGAAAGCGCCUGCGUUACCCCUAGCCCUGACUCACCACAGUGCAGCAUUGCAGUUAACAAACCUGCCUCAAAGCUAAAUGGUGUGUAGGCUUAAUUUUCAGCGCCUAGUGUACUAGAUUAUACUUGUAAAUGUCCGGAGGGGACUCUCCUGAGCAAUGCUAUGAGUUAUGAGUCUUAUGAGUUCCUAGACGAUUGGUCUCAUUUUUGUACUUGAUUAUAGGUUUUUGUUUUGUGAUAAAAGAGUGUAAGACUAAACCAUAGAUCAUAGGCUGAUAAUUUAUUCUUUUAUGUGAACGCGAUAAAAAGCUGUAAUCUAGGAGGUCUAACUGUGUAGUUCUGCCGAGCCUCUAAAACGAGGUUGUGGUGAAGUUGAAGCAAACCUGUUGAUGUAAUGUUGCGGCUGUUCAAUAUUUCAUGUACUAAUUAAUAUCAUUAGCUUUCAGUUUUGUCUA